Messenger RNA from Scomber japonicus (chub mackerel), 1906 nucleotides. Its product is annotated as beta-1,3-N-acetylglucosaminyltransferase lunatic fringe-like. NCBI's taxonomy places the organism in Eukaryota, Metazoa, Chordata, Actinopteri, Scombriformes, Scombridae. The coding region runs from base 1 to 1065 and encodes 354 amino acids. The record is from RefSeq and is a predicted model, not a curated record. The transcript is spliced from 8 exons. Gene Ontology annotation, molecular function: O-fucosylpeptide 3-beta-N-acetylglucosaminyltransferase activity. Gene Ontology annotation, biological process: regulation of Notch signaling pathway; pattern specification process. Gene Ontology annotation, cellular component: Golgi membrane.
AUGUGGAAACCCGCCGGAGUGUCAAAAAGCACCUCCAACAGCUCAGCAGCGGGACCCCGAGCCGCAGCCGCUGCCGCCGUCACCUGUCUGCUUGUGGCCGGGAUGUUGGUCGUCACUGUCGGACACCCGGAGGAGCCUCCAGCUGCAAGGGCGAGCGGUAAAGUUUUCUCGGCGUAUUUUAAGAAGCUGACCCGGGAGAGGAGAGCGAUGAGCGGACCCCCGCGGAGAAGCUCCCCGCCCGGUCCUGUUGAACAUCUUACCCCGGGUGAUCUGUUCAUAGCGGUGAAAACCACCGGGAGGUACCACCGACAGAGGCUGGAGCUCCUGAUGGAUACAUGGAUCUCCAGAAACAUGCAACAGACGUAUGUGUUUACUGAUGGAGAGGACGAAAAGAUGAGGAAGAGGAUGGGAGAUCAUCUGAUCAACACCAACUGUUCAGCGGCACACAAUCGUCAGGCUCUCUCCUGUAAAAUGGCUGUGGAAUACGACACUUUUGUAAACUCUGGCAAAAAGUGGUUCUGUCACGUUGACGAUGACAACUACGUGAACGUCGGCUCCCUCCUGAAACUCUUGUCUCAGUUCAGUCACGCGCAAGAUGUUUACAUCGGCCGGCCCAGCCUCGAGAGACCGAUAGAGGCCACAGAGAGGCUCGGCACCGCUGAAAUGAAGCAGGUGCGUUUCUGGUUCGCCACAGGAGGAGCGGGCUUCUGUCUGAGCCGUGGUCUCGCUCUCAAGAUGAAACCCUGGGCCAGUGAAGGCACUUUCAUGGCGACCGCUGAACACAUCCGUCUCCCUGACGACUGCACGGUUGGUUACAUCGUCGAAGCGCUGCUCGGUGUGAGCCUCAUCCGCUCGGCGUUGUUCCACUCUCACCUGGAGAACCUGGGACUGGUGUCAGACGUACGCAACCAGGUGACUCUGAGCUAUGGCACUGUGGACAACAGCAGAAACACAGUCAACCUGAAAGGACCAUUUUCUAUAACUGAAGAUCCUACGAGGUUCAGGUCUGUGCAUUGUCUGUUGUACCCAGACACUCCUUGGUGCCCGAACCCCCGGCGACUUUAACACCCAUCCAGAGACACAGAUGGAAGGAGGGAGGGACUGAGAGAGGAGAGCAAGUAAAUGUCUGACUGAAAACUUGAUUUUCUUUGUUGGAAGAAGAAGAAAUCAUUGAAGAGUCCCACUGCUGCUCUCCUCUGACUCCCCAGCGUUGAAGGAUCUCUGAAACAUUUGGAUGUUUUCUCCAGUCUGACUUUUAUAAAGGAAUACUAUUUUAUUUGUUUGACACCCAACCCCUGACCCCACGAACUGUUGCUGGGGUGUCAGAAGGCCACAAAACCACAACAAAGGAAGACUGAAAAAAGUCCAAAUACUUGGAUGUGUGAAAAAUGGAGAAACUACUUUGCUCCUUUGAGAUCAUGUGGAGCAAGAACAUUUAAAUGUUAGCCUUAGGGUGUUACUUAAAUCAAAAGGGUUUAAAGGAUCAGUUCGCUUAACCAGAAGUGACUUUCAGAUGGCUGGAAAACAUCAGAACUAGAGGGGCCUGUGUCCAAUAAUUUCCAAAUCUUUCUGAAACCAACAAAUAUUCACACCCACUUCUCUUUCCAGCUCUGCUUUUUGUUCAUUCUUAACACAAUGAAUGCUUCCCAGGAGAGACAGUCUGAAAAGUGUGCACCAUUAUCCACAUUUUCAAACGAUUAUUGUGUCUCGUCCUUCCUCUACGAUGCCACCCUGACUCUGAGAGUGGUUGUUCAGAACAGCUGUAAACACUUUUGCCUUCUUAUAUGGUCAGGCGAUGUGUCUUAUGAACUGAACUGAAUUUUUGAGCUUAAUCCGGGCCCGUUAUCCUCUGCGGAGUGGCCAUUUUAGGACAUUUUGGCUAUAAAUUUAGAUCUGAGCCUGUCAG